AUGCCUGAGUGCGGCCAUGGUGACUACCCGUACUGCGGCCUCGUCGGCUUGCCCACGAUGUUCUGCUGCGAAAAGUCACACGACUGCCUCGCACUCGCCGACAACACCACGAUGCUUUGCUGCCCCGGAGGAGCCGACUGCACGCAUAUCAGUCCCAUCACCUGCGACAUUGGCAUGCAGGAUGUCAAUGCGGACCCCUUCAACAUGGUACCAGAGAUCCAGACGAUCGACUUCGAGGGACCACUGCCAGCGUGCGGGAAAAACGGAUGUUGCCCCUGGGGCUUCCAUUGCGAGGACGACAGCCGAUGUGUGAUGAACGAUGACCAGUCCAUCAAACCACACCCCGAGAAUAACCCCGACGCUGCCACUGAAACCUACUUUCCGCCUUCAUCGACUGGGCUGACCACUGACACCUACAUUCCGCCUUCGUCGACCGAGACUUUCUUCUCGACCGUGUCGGAUUCCCCUUCGAGCACAUCGACCCGGACUUAUGUCUCGCUCGUGUCGAAUUCACGUUUGGGCACAGCGACUGUCACCGUCCCUGCAGAUACCAGCCUACCUACCGUCAAACCUGUCGAUUCUGUCGCACCUGUCACCUCGAACCCGGCUGCGCAGCCUUCGGAAAGCCACUUGAGCACUGCCAUCAUCGUCGGGAUCGCUAUCGGCGGAUUUGUCGCUAUCCUCCUCGUUGUCCUGCUCGCAUUUCUGGCCCGACGCCGCCACAAAUCUAAGAAGAAGGCGAUAAGUGGUGCGACGCGCGAGAAGGAGACAGGACCCGCUGCCGAGGGCCUGCUGGACGCAAAGGGAAAGCCCGCGGAGCUCCCUGUGGUUGAGGUCACGAACGAGAUUGGAGGUACCGAAGUCGCACGGCCGACCGCGGUGACCACCUCAGCAUCCGCACAGAGAUACGAGUUGGAGUGA
Molecule: messenger RNA, 921 nt
Organism: Anthostomella pinea
Lineage: Eukaryota; Fungi; Ascomycota; Sordariomycetes; Xylariales; Xylariaceae
Source: the annotation of a GenBank genome assembly